This is a messenger RNA of Cynara cardunculus var. scolymus (artichoke), 1748 nucleotides long. RefSeq names its product CBL-interacting protein kinase 32-like. The record is from RefSeq and is a predicted model, not a curated record. Lineage: Eukaryota; Viridiplantae; Streptophyta; Magnoliopsida; Asterales; Asteraceae. The transcript is spliced from 15 exons. The coding region runs from base 295 to 1614 and encodes 439 amino acids. Gene Ontology annotation, biological process: signal transduction; protein phosphorylation. Gene Ontology annotation, molecular function: ATP binding; protein kinase activity.
AAUGUGUUUUUGUGUGUGUGUGUGUGUGUUUCAGUUCUGGAAGUUUCAUUCUUCCCACUGUGUUUUUCUUACUAUAGGAACUGCGAUUUUGAUUUAGUUGUUUUGAGAUAAUUCUUCGUCGCAUAUAAGCUGUGUCACUGGAUCUACUUAGUUAUCUUUGAUUUUUGGUUCAGAUUAACCGCUAAAGUUACUGUUUCUGGUACUGCGUGCUCGGGAAAGACUGUUUACAAUAACUUUUCUGGAAACAGAGCUAACUCUGGUGCACAGGGGUCUUUUUCAGGAAGAUAAGCAAGGAUGAACCCUCCCAAAAUCAAGCGUCGAGUGGGUAAAUAUGAGGUGGGAAGGACGAUUGGUGAGGGAACUUUUGCAAAAGUGAAGUUCGCUAGGGAUUCUGAGACUGGGGAACCUGUGGCUCUCAAGAUUCUUGACAAAGAAAAAGUUGUUAAACAUAAAAUGGCUGAACAGAUAAAAAUGGAAAUAGCAACUAUGAAGUUGAUAAAGCAUCCAAAUGUCGUUCGCUUAUAUGAGGUUAUGGGGAGCAAGACCAAGAUAUUUAUCGUUUUGGAGUUCAUUACAGGGGGAGAGCUUUUUGAUAAAAUUGUGAACCAUGGACGAAUGCAUGAAGAUGAGGCCAGAAAAUAUUUUCAACAGCUCAUCAAUGCCGUUGACUAUUGCCAUAGUAGGGGUGUCUAUCAUAGAGAUCUAAAGCCGGAAAAUUUGCUUCUGGAUAUUUCAGGAAACCUCAAAGUUUCUGAUUUUGGAUUGAGUGCCCUUUCUCGACAAGUUAGGGAUGAUGGCUUGCUUCACACAACCUGCGGAACUCCAAAUUAUGUGGCUCCUGAGGUCUUGAAUGACAGAGGCUAUGAUGGGGCAACUGCAGAUUUAUGGUCGUGUGGAGUCAUACUUUUUGUAUUGCUUGCAGGUUACUUGCCAUUUGAUGAUUCUAAUCUUAUGAACCUAUACAAAAAAAUUUCAGCUGCUGAGUUCACUUGUCCUCCGUGGGUCUCCUUUAGUGCCAUAAAGUUGAUAACUCGCAUAUUAGAUCCCAACCCCAUGACGCGGAUCACGAUACCCGAGCUUUUGAAUGAUGAGUGGUUUAAAAAAGGUUAUAAACAACCAGAAUUCAUCGAGAAAGAAGAGACAAAUUUUGAUGAUGUGGAAGCUGCUUUUCGCGAUUCUGAAGAGUAUCAUGUGACAGAAAAGAAAGAAGAACUCCCAGCUGCCAUGAAUGCUUUUGAGUUGAUCUCUAUGUCCAAGGGGCUCAACCUUGGGAAUCUUUUUGAGCUUGAACAGGGAUUCAAAAGGGAGACAAGAUUCACAUCAAGAUGCUCAGCAAAUGAGAUAGUUAGUAAAAUCGAAGAAGCGGCACGACCUCUUGGUUUCGACGUGCACAAGAAAAACUACAAGUUAAGGCUUGAAAAUAUCAAAGCUGGGAGAAAGGGAAACCUCAAUGUUGCUACCGAGGUAUUUCAAGUAGCACCAUCACUUCACAUGGUUGAGGUACGGAAAGCAAAAGGAGACACUUUGGAGUUUCAUAAGUUCUACAAAAGACUUUCUAGUAGCCUUACUGAUGUCGUUUGGAAAACAGAAGAGGAUAUGCAAGAACCCAAGUAAAUUUAGGGCCUCCUGCUCUGCUUGUAUUUUAUUAUCGUUGCCCAUUUUUCGUGUUUUCAAAAUGAACCAUGCUGCAUAUUAUGUUUGUGUCAUCUGUUUGUAUCGUCGCAAAAGUUGUAGAUAGAAGACAUGUU